Lycium barbarum (goji berry) is the source of this 1752-nucleotide messenger RNA. Its product is annotated as F-box protein At3g07870-like. The transcript has a single exon. The coding region runs from base 149 to 1498 and encodes 449 amino acids. Gene Ontology annotation, molecular function: protein binding. Lineage: Eukaryota; Viridiplantae; Streptophyta; Magnoliopsida; Solanales; Solanaceae. The record is from RefSeq and is a predicted model, not a curated record.
UCAUUAGAACUCAUAUAAAUGAUGCAAAGACCUAGGUUUUAAGCAUGAAGCUCUUGGAGGAGUGGUAAAUUUUGUUCAGUUCUCGAAGAGAAAGGAAAAUAACAAAAUUGAGAACAACAUAGAUAUCCUAACCCACUUGAACAGAGAAAUGUCAGAGUAUUUACCACAAGAAUUGAUGAUUGACAUCUUCCUAAGACUACCCAUCAAGUCAAUCCUUCGAUUCACAAGUGUUUGCCAGUCAUGGUACUCUCUUCUUACUACCCCUCAUUUUAUCUCUAUGCAUCUCAACCGAAAACAAGAUGACCACAUCCUAGUUCGACAUUUCUCUAGUAACCCCGAAAAUGAAAUAUAUACUUUGUUCUCUGACAAUGACAAAUUGGAUGAGUAUGCCCAGUUUGAUUUGCCAUUUAACUGCAGUAACUAUUUCUUUGAUAUUGUGGGUACUUGUAAUGGGAUUUUGUGCCUUAACGAUGAGAUGUGCUUAUGGAGUGCUUUUUAUCUCUGGAACCCAUCCAUCAGAAAGUCAGUUAAACUCCCAAAUCCUACAUUUAGGGGAGAUGGUAGUUUUGAUCAUACAUUGGGGUUUGGAUUGGAUUCUGUUACGAAUGACUACAAGGUGGUAAGAAUAUCACAAACUUCUUCUGGUAUACCACCUGUUGUUGAGCUUUAUAAGUUAAGUACGGGUGUUUGGAAAGACAUUAGUGAUGUCGCGCUGUCUCAUUUAUUCUUUUGCAAUGAACCACAAGUGUAUAUGAAUGGAGCUUCCCAUAGGGUUGCAUUCAUGUGGGAAAAAGGACCAAGUCCGAGUAUGAUUGUUUCGUUUAAUAUGCAUCAUGAGACAUUCUUUUUAAUAAUGUUGCCUAAUAGUUUAGUUUAUGGGAUACGGCAACAAUGUGGAGUGUUCCUUUUUGUAUCAGAUGAGUCACUUUGUUUAGUUAAUCAUAAAUAUGACAGAACAACUGAUAUUUGGAUGAUGAAAGAGUAUGCUGAUGAAGAAUCAUGGGUGAAACAAUAUAACAUUAGUUCUAGUCACAUUCCAUAUGAGCCCGAGGUUAAUCAUUACUUGAUAAAGCCAAUGGCUACAAGGAAAAAUGGUGAAAUGUUGUGGAAGGAAUGCAAUGGACUAUUGGUGUCAGUUAAUCAUGCAGAUGAAGAGAUAAAGGAUCUUGGCGUUCAUGACUCUAUAGAUAACAAUCACCUGUUUCACGAUUCACUUUAUGUUAAUUCUUACAAAGAGAGUCUUGUUUUACUUGACAAAUGGAAAGAUUAUUGUGCUGAAGAUGCUUAUGGAGAGUCAUUCAAUUCACGGAAGCGAAAGCCCAAAGGUGGGAGAAAGAAGUUGUUAAAGACAAACGCCAAAAAUAGACUACGGAUUGCAUCUCUCUUGCACAUCAGUGGAUUGUUGUAUGUGUUAAAAAUGAAAGGAAAAUGGCUACAGAGAAAAGAAAGGAAGAAAAUGCAAGUCAAAAGACAUUCAUUGGCUAUUUAUCGCCAUUAACUAUGUUGCACCUGAUUUAUAGCCUCUGGCUAUGUUGUAGCUUUUGGUAAAUGCAGAAAAAAGUUAGUGGAAAUGGUUACUUGAGUUUUGCAUAUUUUGUAUAAGAAACAAACCACAAAUCUGCAAAAGUUUCUUUCUGCAUAUUAUUCUUUUAAGUCAUUUAGUUCAGUAUGUUUUUGGCUAAAGUUUAAAUGCUGAUUGCUUAUACAUAUGACAGCUUGUUUUUGUUAAAUUGAUAAUAUUAUGUUGUGUAA